AUGUAUUCUCUGAUCACCAAGAUCGGCGCCCUUGCUGUGGCCUCGCUGGCAACCCAAGCAGUAGCCAUACCCUCAAACAACAAGCCUGAUCCUUUCUCGAAUGCUUCCUGGCCUCUGCCUCAUAACAUAACUGGCGUGUCCAAUCCUGGAGCUAAUCAGAGCUACGAUGGUUGGGGUGGUGUUCAUCUACACGACCCAUCGAUCGUGAUGGGCCCUGAUGGCCAUUAUUACUCGUUCUCAACCCAUGGAUUGGUUGUCAUCAGCCGAGCUUCACAGCCUAACUCUCUGGAUGGCUACUGGGAACCUAUUGGCUCGGUUCUCAAGAGUUCCAGUAUUAUCAACAACACCGGAAGCACCGACCCUUGGGCUCCUGAUGUACACAAGGUCGGCGAUACAUACUACUGCUACUACGCCGUCUCGCAAUUCGGCAGCCAAUUUUCUAGCAUUGGACUUGCUACUUCAAAGACACUGAGACCUGGUAGUUGGACUGAUCACGGCGCCGUCCUCACUUCGAACACCACUGCACCUUCGCCAUUGAACAUCACCAACGCAAUCGAUGCGAACCUNUUUAUCGAUCCGAAGACCAAGAUCCCUUAUCUCACCUACGGCAGCUUCUGGAGCGACAUAUGGCAGUUCCAGCUGGCCCGAGACUUGCUUAGCGUGGUAUGGUCCCCCUCACCUACACAGCUGAGCUUAGAUCCCGUAAGCCCGCAGGCAGAAGAGGGCGCGUACUUGAGCCAGCAUGAUAGUUGGUACUAUCUCUGGUACAGUCACGGCUCAUGCUGUGGCUACAAUGUCUCUGCCCUACCUGCACCUGGUCAGGAAUAUUCCAUCCGUGUUGGUCGCUCCAGAUCAGCCACUGGACCUUUCGUCGAUCGCAACGGUGUAGAUCUUAAGAAUGGUGGCGGAUACAUUGUUUAUGGCAGCCAUGAUUACGUCUACGGUCCAGGUGGUCAGGCUGUUCUGACGAACUACCACGGACGUGAUGUCUUGUACUACCACUAUGUCAACACCAUCCAGAACCCUUUGUACCUCGACGAGCUCAAAUUGCUGGGAUGGAAUUACAUCAACUAUGUACAAGGAUGGCCUGUAUUGGUAUACAACUGA
Molecule: messenger RNA, 1107 nt
Organism: Aureobasidium vineae
Lineage: Eukaryota; Fungi; Ascomycota; Dothideomycetes; Dothideales; Saccotheciaceae
Source: the annotation of a GenBank genome assembly